This is a messenger RNA of Synchiropus splendidus (mandarinfish), 1714 nucleotides long. RefSeq names its product protein disulfide isomerase family A, member 2 (gene pdia2). The transcript is spliced from 11 exons. Gene Ontology annotation, cellular component: endoplasmic reticulum. NCBI's taxonomy places the organism in Eukaryota, Metazoa, Chordata, Actinopteri, Syngnathiformes, Callionymidae. The record is from RefSeq and is a predicted model, not a curated record. Gene Ontology annotation, molecular function: protein disulfide isomerase activity. Bases 24 to 1658 code for a protein of 544 amino acids. Gene Ontology annotation, biological process: response to endoplasmic reticulum stress; protein folding.
CUCUGUUCGCGGCCGGUGACGACAUGAGGCUGUUCUCCGCCCCGGUGCUGCUGGGUCUGCUGCUGUUGGCCUCCUGCCUCCAGGCGCAAGACCCAGAGGUGAAGGAGGAAGGCGAGGAGGAGGAGGAGGAGGAGGUGGAGGAGCCCAAGAAGGAGAAGACCACGGAGAUAGAGGAGGAGAAGGACGUGAUGGUUCUGCACAGCGUCAACUUUGCACGGGCGCUCAGCGAGAACAAAUACGUGCUGGUGGAGUUCUAUGCGCCGUGGUGCGGGCACUGUCAGCGUCUGGAGCCGGCGUACGCCGAGGCGGCGGAGAAGCUGAGGAAGGACGAGCCGACGAUCCGACUGGCUAAAGUGGACGCCACCGAGGAGAAGGACCUGGCCGAGGAGUUCGAGAUCCAAAGCUUCCCGACCCUGAAACUCUUCUUCAACGGAAAUCGCAAACAGCCCGUGGACUUCGCUGGUAAGAGGUCUGCGGACGGAAUCAUCCGCUGGUUGAAGCGGCGCGCUGGACCCAGCGCUGCCGUCCUGGACUCCCCGGACUCUGCCGCCACCUUCAUCGACGCUCACAACAUCGCAGUCGUGGGAUUCUUCAAGGAUCUGGACAGCGACGAUGCGAAGCUGUUUACCGAGGUCUCCUUGGACAUGACGGACGUGGAGUUCGCUGUGACGUCCAGCCCUGAGGUCUUCAAGAAGUAUGACGUGGACGGAGAAAACACAGUGGUGCUCUUUAAGAAGUUCGACGAGGGACGAGCCGACUUUGUUCCCUCAGAAGACGUGAAGAUGGACAAGGACACUGUGGUCACCUUCAUUAAAGACAACAGCCUGGAGCUGGUCAUCCCCUUCACCCAGGAGAACUCAGACAAGAUCUUCACCUCCAACAUCAAAAUACACACUCUGAUCUUCAUCAACUCCACCGUGGAGAGUCACAAAGCCCUGGUGGAGGAGUUGAAGACGGUUGCUAAAGAGUUCAAGGGCAAGAUCUUACUCAUCACCAUCGACGUGACAGCCAGCGUGUCGCACGUGCUGAACUACUUUGGCGUGUCCGAGGAGGACGUCCCGACUGUCCGCAUCGUGGACAACAAUUCCGCCAAGAAGUUCUCGCCCUCCUCAGACCUGACGGUGGACUCGCUGCGUCAGCUGACCCGGGAGGUCGUGGACGGCACGGCCAAGCCUUACUUCAAGAGCGAGAAGGUCCCGGAAGACUGGGACAAAGGUCCCGUCAAAGUCCUGGUGGGGAAGAAUUUCGAGGAGGUCGCCCUGGACAAGACUAAAAAUGUCUUUGUGGAGUUUUACGCCCCGUGGUGCGGCCACUGUAAAGAACUGGCUCCCAUCUGGGAGAAGCUGGGCGAGAAGUAUGCCAACUACGAUGACAUCAUCAUCGCCAAGAUGGACGCCACGGCCAAUGAGGUGGAGUCCGUUCCCGUUACCGGCUUUCCCACGCUCAAGUACUUCCCUGUGGAUGGCAAAGAGGUGGUGGAGUACACAGGGCUGAGGGAUCUGGAGAGUUUGUCAAAGUUUCUGGACAAUGAAGGAGUGAUGCCAGAGGAAGAGGAAGAGGAGGAGGAAGAUGAGGAUGAAGAUAAAGAGGACGCUGAAGAAGGAAAAAUGGAGGAACAACCUGAAAAGGUCAACGGCACAUCCAAAGAUGAGCUAUGAUGGUCCAUGCUCUCACGUCCUCUGUUUUGUUAAUAAAAUACAUUUGUCAACCAAAC